This is a messenger RNA of Ostrinia nubilalis (European corn borer), 2595 nucleotides long. RefSeq lists its product as uncharacterized. Lineage: Eukaryota; Metazoa; Arthropoda; Insecta; Lepidoptera; Crambidae. The transcript has 3 exons. Bases 26 to 352 code for a protein of 108 amino acids. The record is from RefSeq and is a predicted model, not a curated record.
CAUUUAUUAACCUCCACAGCCGUGGAUGGCUUCAGCAGCUAUGGCGAUGAGUUCGGUGUCCGUCGUCUGCUCAAGUUUAUUGCUCAAGACCUUCAAGAAAGCGACAGCAGAGGAACUGACCACCCCCGAAUACCUGCAAUCAAUCCACCUGGAGGACCUGGACUCGGUGUCCGUGCACCGAGGGUUAGAUGAUAGAUUGGAUCCAGCCGGCAGGGCAGCUUCGCCUCUUGCCAAAUUAUUCCAUCGAAGCAAAUCGAAUGAGGGCUGCCUUCUACAAGAAGACGAUGACCUGAUGACUGUCUCUUUCAUACCAAAGCGGCCGACGCGAGAGCAACCGAGCUUGAACGGGUAGACGUAAUUUUAAACCGUAUUAUUAUAGGCAAUUGGGUUGAAUUUAGCCUGAAGGUUUUCACGGGAAAUGCUAGACUUUGCUGAAUGUAUAAUCAAUCUUAAAUCCAUCGAAUAAAGUGCUAUUUUGUUGCAGCAUUGUGAUUCACUCUUGUUUGGGAUAUUUGACAACUUUUAUUUCAAAUAUGACGUAUAAAUGUUUCUUCUCUGUCAUAAAAACUUAAAUUUUAAUUGUAAUAUUUAUUUUUAAAUGUAACUACAUAGUUGAAGACUUUUAUAGGCUUAAUAUUUUUAAUAAAAUAAUUAUGUCUUCUUCAUUAUUUCAAAUUAUCGCUCAAACUAAAAUUUAGUACUAUCAUCACAAAUUAAUUUAGAAAAGUACUUCUUUAAGGCUACAAUAAAAAUUGGCUAACAAAUUGGUAUAUUUGCAAUUGAUGGAAGAUUUAAUGUACAGGUUGUCCCAAAAUUAUAGAUGUCCUACACUGAACUGUCCCUGCUAUGACAUUGACAGGAGUGCGCUAUUGUCAAUACUGGGUUGUUUAUAGAUUUUGAUUUUUGUUACUUGACGUUUCAAAAUUGUUGAACUAUAGCGGGCAGCGCAGGACCCUGCAUUGUGGAAAACCUUGGAGAAGGCCUUUGUCCAGCAGUGGACGUCAUUUGGCUGAAACGAACGAUAGCACGUCCAAUGUCAGUGUGACAUGCUAAUUUUGGGACAUCCUGUAGAAAAAAAAUGACGUCAUAAGUUGGUAAUUAUAAAAUCCUACUACCUGCAAGGUAUAUCUAUAAAUCCUACUACAAGACGACGAAUUUCUCCAAUGGAUUUUGAAUUGUAUGUCUUUACUGUAAGGUUGAAAUUCAAGUGAGAAGAUGUGAUUGUAUUUUAUGACAGCUGUAGUGAGUCAGUUGUACUGCAAAAGUCGAUCUUAUUUCGUGUGCAGUAAGGGUUAUAUUACAGUCUACUACAUGGGGUUUUGGUGUGCCUGACUUGUAUGCUUUAUUUGUGGUCCCUUUCCCUCUUGUGUUAUUUCUAAUACGAUAGAAGAGGCUAGGAAAUUGUAUGUCGACUGAUGGUCUUACUUAUUUAUGACUUGGUGUAAGAAAAAUGGCGGGAAUAGAUGAAUAAAUUGUACGAUAGCACUCAAACUUAACUUUAACACCUUAUGUAUUGGUCUAAAGCAGUAUUUCCCAAAGUGGGCGAUAACGCCCCCUUGUGGGCGCUGCAGGCUUAAAGGGGGGCGGUAAGAGACCCAGAAAAAAAAUCGGGACGUUGUGUAGAGGCUUGGGAGGCGUCAUCUACUAGGAGGACUCUUAGACACCAACUGAGCUCGACUCUUGACUACAAAAAUGGGGGCGCUAAAAAAUAAUUUAUUCUCAAAGUGGGCAGUAGACUAAAUAAUUUUGGGAACCACUGGUCUAAAGCUUAACUCAGACAGUGCCUGGGGUAUGGAAGCGACGAGGGUGUUUUUGUGGAUGUCAAACGUCUGCGAGAUUUUAGAUUUGGAUUCUCUGUCACGUCAUAAUAUUAUGUCAAUGCUACCCCUCCCGUGCCGUUCCCAUUCCUCAGGCAUUGUCCAAUGAGGGCUAUCGUUUUUAUACUUGACAGUUGGCACCCCUGGCGAUUGACAGGACCUUACUCUACAGUGGCGCCAUCUUGAUGAGUGCAAAUACGAUAGUCCUCCUACCACUUUAGCGCUCACCAGUUGGCACCACUGUCUUCGCUACUCGCAAGUGACAGGACCUUACUCUACAGUGGCGCUAACUGGUGAGCGCUAAAACGAUAGCCCUCAUUAAGCACUAGACCUAGACUAGACUAGUAAGGGUUAUCGUUUUGGCACCAUGGUGGCGCCACUGUAGAGGUCAUGUCAAUCGCCAGUGUUGCCAACUGUUAGUAUAAAAUCGAUAGCUCUCAUUGUAAGAUGCUUAUUUGUAAUGAAAAUGGUAUACUUUGUUGUGCUAUUGACUGAACAUAGACUUUUAUUGGCCAUAGAUUUCGCUUCGCUCCAAAAAACUGCGCGCAAAAAGAUCUAUGAAGCACUUUUAUUCCACAGAUUAUGUAUGGCUUGUAUAUAGAUGUUUUUUACUAUUUUAUUGUAUAGUUACCGAUAUUAUACCUGUGUUGAUGUUGAUAUAAUUUUGUACAAAUGAUUUAUUAGUUAACAUGGUAUCUCAGUAAUCAUAGAUACAGUGACGUAUAUAGUUUAAUAUUAUAAUGCCUUCCGUAAAAUAAAUAUUCUUUACUUUUAAAUA